Molecule: messenger RNA, 2033 nt
Organism: Durio zibethinus
Lineage: Eukaryota; Viridiplantae; Streptophyta; Magnoliopsida; Malvales; Malvaceae
Biological process (GO): intracellular transport
Source: RefSeq, a predicted model, not a curated record
UUUUCCAUAAUUAAUCCUAAAUUAAAGAAAGUCCCUCUCUCGCCUGAAACAAAAGCCAUAAAAAAAAAUUUUGGAACCCUAAAAUCGAUUUUUUUUUUUUUAAAUCUUCAUUGAACCGCCCUAUAUUGCCAUGAAAAGAACGAAGGGGUUUGCCUUAUCGGGCUCGGUCGCCGAUACCAACGAUUCUGCUUUACGGAAUAAAAGAAUAAUGGCGGGAUCUCCUUUUGAUGCUCAAAGGGCAGAACCAUCUCAACAGCAGCCAACUGCAACACCACCAUUAGACCUACAGCGAGCUGAGUUGUCUCGCCAGCAUGUGAAAACUCUCAACACCCAAUUUGCAAGUUGGGUGCAAUCACAAUUGAAGAAUCACCCUGAUGAGCUUUGGCAAGAUGGUGUUCAAGACUACCUAACUCAUGCUUCAAACAUCAUGGAUAAGUUCAGUGAUGUUGUCAACUGGCUCAAAGCAAAUGUGGUAAAUGGUGACAGCUUGUCUGCUUCUGGAUCUCAUAAAAAUGAAAGUAAACUGGUGCCCGAAACCAAGAAUACUGAGACUAAAUUUUUUCAAGGAAAAACUGGAUUUACUCCAAUCAGCACCACUACAGGCUUAAGUCCAGGCACUACAAAUCUGAGCUUUUAUCUGGACUCUACAGCUAGGACCUUUUCUCUGGGCACUACAAGUACAAUUCCUAAUCCUACUGAUACAACUACAAAAAUUUCUCCAGUGGAUACAACUACGAGCUUGACUCCAGCUAGUAUCACUACAAGCUCAAUGGCGGCUGGUUCAAACUCAAGCUUUACGUUUGGGGGUACAACCACAAAUUUUACUUUGGCCAGUACAACAACAAGCUUUUCUUCAUCUGGCAUGAUUACAAGCUUUGCAUCUCCUUGGUGCUCUGGAGUAUUCUCCAACAGUCAGACUCCUGUCUUGUUCGGAACUCAAAGCUCAGUUGCUGUGAACAACAAUGCAUCAGGUGAUGCAGAUGAUGAAAGUGAAUUGGCACAGCCUAGCAGCCCAUCAGUUAAGAAGUCAGAAGAGAAUGGUAUUGUUGUUGUUCAUGAAGUCAAAUGCAAGCUCUAUGUCAAGUCAACCGAUCCAGCAGAUAAAGAUUCGUGGAGAGAUAAAGGCACAGGGCAGCUUUCCAUUAAAUGCAAAGAGGGUAUCAGCAAGGGUUCAAAAGAUUCCAAACCAACAAUUGUUGUUCGAAAUGAUGUUGGAAAGGUGUUACUUAACGCUUUGCUAUAUCCAGGGAUCAAGACAAGUGCACAAAAGAAUUCCCUCGUUGCAAUAUUUCAUACUUCGGUUAUUCUUAUUUUCUAUUUACAAAGAUUGCUUAGCAUAGCUUCCGGGCAAAGCAGCAGCUGGAAUUCUUAUUCUAUCUUCUAUUAGAGCACUCACUAGUUUAGGUUACAACAGUGGUCUUUGGUUUUUCAACAAUUCAAAGAUGUUAUUACCAAAUUUAUUCUCUAUUCUUGUCGAUUAUGAUACAUGAAGACAUUCAUUUGAAAAUACAAGUAUAUAUCAAACCCAACAGUUACAUAUACUUUUUGUUUAGGGUUCCUGAGGAAAGGUGUCGUAUAGGAAAUUAACAUUUUUUUCUACCAUUAACUGUUGAAAGUAACAUUAGGACCCAUUGCCUGGUGAAAUGCUUACUCUUGAGCGGACAAAUGUUGAUACAAGUUCAAUCUUGAGAGAACCACUUUUUUGAAAAAUGCUAGAGACCAAUAUCAUUUCCAUUUUACCCUCUAGGACCCCACUUUGCUGGGAUCAUAUCUGGGAAUGAUCCUUUAAGCUGCGCAGAAGGAUGACAUUAGUAACAAAUGUGUAUAAAGAGCUAAGCUGGCUGCAACCGUGCAGUCAAGCCUUAAUGGCUUGUAAUUUGGAUGUGGAAUUGGUGAUCAGUAUAUUGGUAGUUGGAAUCUUUGAUAAAAGUAUUGAUAGAAGUAUUAACUUCAAAAUUUUUUCUUGCAGAAUUUGACUGUGUUGUAUUUUGUUACAAGUCAAUUGAGUAUUAUAGAUUUAGAGUGACUUCUCU